UUUUAAGUUUCAUUCAUUUCGCAAAUUGACAUUUUGGUAUUUGUCAAAAAUGAAGUGAAGUAACUUUCAACAACACUGUUCUAUGGUGUUUUGUGGUGCUUUUACGCGGUGAUGCGAAUUAAAUAAGUGUUUUGAAAAGCCGGAUUUGAUAUAUACAGUUUUAGGGUUUGCAAUGAGUUUCCGUAGCAGGGAUGAUGAAGGGGGAAGCAAAUUAGAUGGAAAUGAAUCUAGAAGAUUCGGAGGUAUGGAUAAUGAAAAAUCCAUGAGAGAGGAUUCCGAAGAACGUCUUUCCAGAUUUGAUUCCAACAGAGGAAGACGGCCUCCAUUUGGCAGAGGCAGACGACCAUCACCAGGGAAAGAAAAAUCAUUUAGCGAUCGAUCCAGAGACUAUGGUUAUGGAAGAGAUGAACCAAUGAGAGACAGAUCACCAAUGCGUGGUCCAGAUGAUCGUUUUUCUGACAGAUUAAAGAGGGAUGAUGGUUAUCCAUCAAGGGAUGAUAUUCGUAGAAAAGAAUCUGGGCGAUCAUUUUAUGAAGAUUCUCCCAGAGAUCGCUUUAUGGGUAUGGAAGGAAGACCAAGGCUUGAAGGUCCUAGAGGCUACAAUUCUCGUUUUGAUGGACCUGUAGAUCAGUUCAAACCUAGUUCUUUCCCUGAUAAUCCUAUGAGUUAUCCAGGUGCUCCUCCUAAAUGCUUCUACAAUGAAGGAUUCCCUAAACCGAAUGAAUGCGAAAUCAUUGCUGUUAGUAAAUCACAAAGAGCAUAUGCUGAAUCUGUUGAAGCUCGAGUGAAAAACCUUGGAAUUCUGGUGGAUAUUCUUUUUCUCAAAGAUGAAGCAUUGCUUACCCAAACUAUAGAUGAUAUUGCUCGCCGUGGAAGUCUUUAUGCCAUGGUUAUUAAUCCUCAGAAUGAGCAGCACAGAUCAGUGACAGUCAAUAUUCUUCAUGGUACACCACAAGAGCAUCGUAAUAUGCCGCUAGAAGACGCAUUAAAGUUGCUAUCUCGGAACUUCCACGAGCAUAUACGUUUGCAAAAAGAACAUAUGGAACGCGAGCGAGCUGAAAGAGGUCCUUACGUUGGAGUUGUGUCAGCAGAUCGAGAAAUCCAAUUUCUUCUUAGAAUGUUAGCGGAUGGACGGUGGAUUUCUCUUUCGGAAAUCAAUACAGUAAUACGAUACUUGUGUGAAAGGCGAGAUAAAAUGCAAGGCGGCCCAGAUGAAAGGGCUCAUGGUCGCCUUCCCAUACCCUCUGCGGACUUAAAAUUAGAACCUUCUUUUAAGCCAAAAGAUGAUCCUGAUGUGGCCCAAAAAGAGCAAGAUCUUCAGAAUCGUAUAAUCAACAUAAUGAAUCAAGGUGCACCUCCUGCAAUUGGUUUAGGGAAUACUCAAGCUGGCAGUUUAAAUCAAGGCUUAAUGCCAAACAUAGAUAUACCUGCAAAUAGGUCUAAUCAACCAAGAAUGAGUCCUGGCAUAAAUAAUAUGCGACCUCCUUCUGCAGUAGGUUCUGCUAUGCCUGCCAUGAAGUCUGGUAGACCUGCCCAUUCAUCUGUGGAUGAAAAUGUGACAAAUCAAACAAGUCUUGAAUCAAGUACAUCUACAUCUGAAUCAACCAAUCAGCCGGUCUUUACUUCUGCUGUAUCUGGGCCAAACUUACCAAGUGAUCCUGCUGCGACUGCAACUUACAUAAAUUUUGAUAAUCCUAGUGUGCAGAAAGCACUAGAUAAUUUAAUGCAGAGUGGUCCCAAUUUAUUGAAAAGUAUUUCAUUGUCCAGUUCUAAUAUGCCAGGUUCACAGAGUACGCUUUCUGGCAGUGCAUCCAAAACAGGUGCAGGCAGUGGUUCUGGAAUGGGAGCACCGUCUGAUCUCAUGGGAGGAAAAUUUAAUAUGCCGCCACCUAGAGGUCCAGGUGGUAUGUCAGAAAUGGGAGGAAAUAUUCCACCCAGAGGUUCAGGAAAUGUAGACAUGGGCCCACCAAGGGGUGGUGUGAGUAUGGGAAUGCCUGGACCUCAGAGAGGCCCUGGUAAUUCAUCUGAUAUGAUGGGUCUUCAAAGAGGAGGAUUUGGUGGCAUGUCUGAUAUGGGAAAUAUGAAUCCCCAAGGAAAUUUUGGUGGUGGAGGCAUGGGCGAUAGUAGUAUGGGGCAGCAAAGGAUGCCAGAUAUGGGACGUAUGGGAUCUCAGAGAGGUAGUAAUAUGGGACCUCCCCAAAGGCAAGAUAUGGGCCUUGGAAUGGGACCAGGUGGUAAUUUUCAUGGUCAGGAUCAGUUUAAUAAAUAUCAAGGCCCUGGUCAACAAGGUAAUUUUCCAGGUUCAUACAACUCUGGCCCAAAUAUGGGAAACCUGUCUCGUCAGAACUUCGGGAACACCCAAGGAAUGGGUGGCAUGGGAGGUGGACCUCGACGUUAUUAAUUAUUUUCAUUCUGUUUUUUUAAUUCAUUACAUGCAAAUUGUCAUUGCUGUUACUUUGUAGCAUGAGUUUAUAUCAUCUUACUUCAUUGUAUGUGUUUGUGGGACAAUAAAACACACCAAACCUAGAA
This is a messenger RNA of Stegodyphus dumicola, 2529 nucleotides long. It is a transcript of the gene Neos, whose product is annotated as nuclear receptor coactivator protein neosin. The record is from RefSeq and is a predicted model, not a curated record. NCBI's taxonomy places the organism in Eukaryota, Metazoa, Arthropoda, Arachnida, Araneae, Eresidae.